Molecule: messenger RNA, 1248 nt
Organism: Phytophthora sojae
Lineage: Eukaryota; Oomycota; Peronosporomycetes; Peronosporales; Peronosporaceae
Exons: 4
Coding region: 1-1248 (415 amino acids)
Biological process (GO): transmembrane transport
Cellular component (GO): membrane
Molecular function (GO): xenobiotic transmembrane transporter activity; antiporter activity
Source: RefSeq, a predicted model, not a curated record
AUGGCCGGGCCCAACUCGCAGCACUACGUGGACGCCGCCACAAUCUCCGUCAUGCUUCGCUUGGGUUGGGCACUCCACGCGCUGAGCUCCCAAGCUUACGGAGCCAAGAGGCUCGACAAGAUCGGGGUCUACUUCCAGACCGGCGUAAUCGUCCUCGCCGUGGCCCUCGUCCCCAUGCUCGUGAUCAACGCGUUCGCCGAGCCGAUCCUCGGGUGGCUGGGCCAAUUAAGAGGCCAGGACGUUGAUAUCACGCACUUGUCGCGGGAUUUCUCCCGGUUGAUGCUCCCCGGGCUGCCGUUCCUCUUCCUCUACGAACUGGUCCGGAAGGCGAUGCAAGCCCAAAACAUUGUCAAGCCCCUCGUCGCCAUUGCAGUGGUCGGUAACGUCGUCAAUCCCGCAGCUGGAUACGCGCGGGCGUACCAUACGUCUCUGGGCUUCAACAUUAUCGCGGUCGGACGACCGCUCGGUAACAUCACGCUCGCACUGCUCCUCGUACGGUACUUCAUGUGGCGACCGGCUCAACUGCGCCAAUGGUGGGGCCACGAGUGGAAUCUCAAGGCGGCCAAGAGCUACGUCCGGCUCUUCUUACGUAUCGGGGUGCCAGGCAUGGUCAUGCUGGCGGUGGAAUCUUGGGCCUUUGAGAUCCUGGCAAUCCUAGCCGGCGUGCUACCAAACAGCGUAGUGGCCCUCGCAACGCACUCGGUGUUGAUGAACGUCAACUGGAUCCUCUACACGGCGUUCUACGGCGUCGGGGUGGCUGCGACCAUCCGAGUUGGCAACAGUCUGGGCGCGGACCAGCCCAAAAAGGCCAAGAUGGCAUGCUCCUUGUCGCUGGGGAUUACACUCGGGAUCUCUGUCGUCUUCGCCGUGCUGCUCUUCAGCCUCAGCACCUACAUCCCUCUCCUGUUCCUGGAUGGGGGAGGAGAGAGCGCCGACCUCGCGUCCAAGAUCAUGGCCAUGUGGGCGCCUCUCGAGAUCGCCGACGGCCUCAACGCUGUCAUGCAGGGGGUUUUCCGUGGGGCUGGCAAGCAGAAACCUGCGGCCAUCGCCAAUGUACUGGGAUACUACGGAGGAGGGAUCCCGCUGGGUGCAAUCCUGGCUUUCGUGGGUGACCUAGGCGUCGAUGGAUUGUGGUGGGGAAUCGGCUUUGGCAUCACUUCAACGUGGCUGUCUCUCACGUUCCUCAUGCUGCGCUACUGGAAAUGGGACCAACUCGCGGCUGAGGCUCGUCAACGCACUGCGCAUUGA